GCAUUAUAAUUUCAAAAAACGUCAGUUCAAUUUUGGUUCUUAAAGUUGCAAUAACAAUGUCUUUAAUUUUUAUUGUUUUAUUGAUCGCUCUUGCAAUCGCACGAGGACAACUUCCAAGUUGUGAACCAAAUGCUAUUUGGACUGGGACUUUAUGUACAAAGGAUUGUCAAAAAACAUGCGAUAAUUACCAAAUUAUUCCACCACCAACUUGUUUGAGAACGUGUUCAAAAGGCUGUAGGUGCAAAAAUGACGAAGGGUUCAUCAGAGAUACGAAAACUGGUGACUGUGUCCAGCCUUAUAAAUGUAGUCAAUAAUUUUUUACAUUUCAUAUAAUUAUAUAUUAUAUGUAUAUUCAUAAUAUUACAUUAAUUUAUUUAUACAAAUUUCAUAUAAUUUCAAAUAAUAUUACAAUUUAACGUUUUC
Messenger RNA from Belonocnema kinseyi, 423 nucleotides. Its product is annotated as venom peptide SjAPI-like. Lineage: Eukaryota; Metazoa; Arthropoda; Insecta; Hymenoptera; Cynipidae. The record is from RefSeq and is a predicted model, not a curated record. The transcript is spliced from 3 exons. Bases 57 to 314 code for a protein of 85 amino acids.